AUCGAUGAGAAGGUUACAUAAAACGUUUUCAAAAAGUACUCUAGAUUUAUCUGGAUUCAUAACAAACGAAACACAAAAAUGGCACAGUCACAAGAAAUACCGAUUGAUCGUAAACUUUUUGAAAUUUUUGAGGAUGCUUACAAGUUAAUGAACUCAUUUGAUACCUGCUACGAUCCUACCAACAGCCCAGAAUUUCAGGCUAACAUAAAAAAAUGCAUCAAUUUAUUUGAGGAUUCUACUCGCCUAGUUAGCCUUUGUGGGUUGUUUAGUUCCAACGAAGCGUAUGAAGAAGUUGCCACCGAGAAUUUGCGUUAUUUCUUACUACCCUUUUUCCUGGGUCAGUUGACUUUGAAAUUGUGUAAUGCCGGUCGUAAGGAGAUAGUAGAAGUUGCAGAAAUUUAUUACAAUGAUUUCUUGCGCCGCUGUGAGAACUACAAAUUGUGUGACAAGCCGGAAGCUGUUGCAGUUCUAGAUAAUGUUAAUCGGGGAGAUAAAAUACAGGAACUGAUGCGUAUGGGCCAGGAACGCAACGCCAAACUGAAAAAAUAUCAGGAGAAAAAAGAACUGGAUGAUCAGAUCAAAAUGCUGAAAAUCGCAAUGGAAAAAGAACAUGUAGAUGACGAAAUCAAAAGAGAGUUCUACUUGAAAUUGCUUAAUUCUUGCAUUCUCGAUGCACGCGAAGAGCUUGUUAGCAUAAGUCAGGAAAAACAAAUCCUCGAACAUAUUGCUGUCAUGAGGAGAAGUGGCGAUUCUGACGAACAUAAGCAUCCUCCGAGAGGACCUCCACCGAAACCGUUAAAACCAAUUAUUAUCACAAGGGAUGCUGUUCAGAAAGCGGUUUACGGAAUGGGUUAUCCCAGUAUGCCAACCAUGACGGUAGCAGAGUUUUAUGAGCAACGCGUUGCUGAAGGAAUAUUUCCCGAUCAGGAAAAAAUGAAAGAGAUCAACAAAAAUUCUCUGAUGAAUCGAGUCUAUCAGGACAAUGAAGCGGAGCAGGAAAAAGAGGCAGAAGAAAUUGAACAGUUAGUCGAGGAAGAUGAUGAGCAGUAUUUGGCCCGACAACGCGCUAAAGACGAGUUCAAGGAUGAACAUCGUCGUGGAUAUGGUAAUCGUUAUAAUCGCAGUUAAUGCGUAAUCCGCUGAUUUGCUUGAAAUUUUUAAAUUUUAUUUGUAUCUAAUAUAUGCAGUAGAGAUCAAAAUAA
This is a messenger RNA of Malaya genurostris, 1202 nucleotides long. RefSeq names its product immunoglobulin-binding protein 1 (gene Tap42). Bases 79 to 1128 code for a protein of 349 amino acids. The record is from RefSeq and is a predicted model, not a curated record. The transcript has 4 exons. Gene Ontology annotation, cellular component: cytosol. Gene Ontology annotation, molecular function: protein phosphatase 2A binding. Lineage: Eukaryota; Metazoa; Arthropoda; Insecta; Diptera; Culicidae. Gene Ontology annotation, biological process: regulation of signal transduction; regulation of dephosphorylation.